UUAAUAGAUCAGGAGAGGGGAGGGGCAUGUUGGUCAAUAAAUUGUCUUUAGUACGGGUCUAGGGUUGGCUAAUCAAUCAGUGAUUGGACUUGGAGGUGGAUCCAUCUACGGUUCACUGCUCAAGUCAAGAAAGCUUCUGAAGAGUCUCUCGGGUCUUUGUAUGUAGUGGAUCCAGAGUUAGGUCUUCAUCUAGGUCCCCUUCUUUCAGGUUCAAGGGGAGUUCAUGUCUGUCAGACAGCUUGUAGAAAUUAGCCUGGCUUCACCCUCCUGCUUCAAAUUAGUCCAGGACUAAGAAGUUUACUGUACCACGUCGUCGUGAUGGAGAAAGCCCUUGUAUUGUGGUGAUGCAAACUCGGUGAACAAAGUUGAUGUACACGACACCAGUGAACCUAGCGUGAACUUGAGUGGGUGAAGCAAGCGGAUAGUUUUCUCCAGCACCUGAUAAACCAAAGAAACCAACAUGCUGCUGCCUUCAUGCUUGAGAUGCUGGCUAACUUCAGUCACCAUCUGCAUCCUCCAUGUAUUCUCUACAUCACAAGCAACAAGCUCGUGGAGGGAUCCAGAGCCAAAUCUUAUAUCACUGGACAGCUACACAAAUUUGCGAUCAUUCCAAGGGCAACACUUUGGUGCCAUGACGUUGAACAGUGAGCGGAGGUUGCUGAUGGUCGGAGCACAGAAUUCGUUUCAUAUCAUCAACUUAGACGAGCCACUGGGAAGCAAACAGGGUAUUCAGAACUACACAUGGUCUUCCGAAUUUCAGACGAUACAGAACUGUUUGAUGAAAGGCAUCGAACAGUGGGAAUGCCAGAACUUCAUCGAAGUUUUACAGACGAAUCCUGCAGAAAACAACACGCUAUUUGUGUGUGGAACCAAUGCACAGACACCCAAGUGUAGAUACUUCUCAGAUUCUAGUCUUCAGGAAUAUCAAGAGUCUGAUGGAACUUUCAUCAGCCCUUUCAACCCCAAGCAAGAGGGUACAGCUCUCUUUGCAGAUGGUAACCUAUACACAGGUGUUGCCCGGGAUUAUACGGCCCGAGAUUCAGUCAUCUUUAGAUCGCAGGGACCACAAAAUGUACUCCUUACGAAAGCUAUGGACUCCAAAUGGCUCAAGAUUCCAGCAUUUGUGAAAUCAUUUGAUGUAGGAGACUGGGUCAUGUUCUUCUUCAGAGAAGUGGCAGUGGAGUACACAUCAGGAGAUGCGGUCUACUCCAGAGUUGGGAAAGUUUGUAAGAGUGACGAAGGUGGUGAUUGGAUAUCUGCUGGACAGUGGACAACCUUUCAAAAGAUCCGUCUCAACUGUUCCUUCCCUGGAGCAUUCCCAUUUUACUUCAACUUCCUCCAGGAUGUUCACAUGGUAGAAACAGAGGAUGAUACACUCUUCUAUGGAGUAUUUACAACUGGAAGACAUGAGAUUCCUGGAUCAGCCGUGUGCGUCUUCAGCCUGAACACAAUAAGGACCAUAAUGGACGAGGGAGAGUUCAAAGAGCAACAGGGAGGGGCGUGGUACCCCGCAUCCCCGCCGACAUCACCCAGACCAGGAUUGUGCGACCUAGGUUCACAGAGUUCCCCGAGUACGUUGCAGUGGAUAGCGUCCCAUCCCCUCAUGCACGAGUCUGUGCCCAAUCAUGGGAACCCCCUGCCCGUGUUUGACCUGACGAGGGCAGACUACAGGUUGACGCAGAUCAUGGUUCACAGCCACAAGGCCGUGGAUAAAGAUUACCAAGUUUUAUUUUUAGGAACAGAUGACAGCAAGCUCUUGAAGGUUGUCAUCGUUGAGGGUGAAGGUGGCGCUGUUCAUGCCAAUCUCCUGGAAGAGAUCAGUCUACAUCCAGCAGACAGCUGUGAACGAGUCGUCAACAUGGAGCUGGUGACAAACCACGAAGGAAAGCAGGUUCUUGUCGUCAAUACGAACAGCUCCAUCUUGGAAGUCCCUCUGCAGAGAUGUAUAAACUACACAAGUGACUGUACCUGUACACAAGAUCCCUACUGCGUUUGGAAUAGCUUAACGGAUCAGUGCUACGAGUAUACUGGAGAUAAUGCAUUUGACGCACAAGAUGUCAGUAACAUCCAAGAAUGCCCAGAUGAACCACCACCACCCACUACCCCUCAACCUGAGUGUAUAUGUGAGACCGAUGCACCUCCCGCCGCCGCUACCACCAAAUACACGACCGUUAUCACCACGGCGUCUACAACGUUGCCCCAGACAACCACCGCCGUUCCCACCACACUCAGCACAGUGUCCACAACAAAUCUUGAAUGGACAUCAACUGUUAAUAGUUCUACCUUACCAGCAGGGAGCCAUCAUACGUCAGAAAAAUCAAACCCGGGUGACGAAAUUACAGACGGCGACAUCGACAACAACAUUUCCGAAGGCAAGCCUAUCCCUUCCUUGUCCCCGUCCACCACCAUUAGCAACGUGAUUGGUCCUGUUGUCAUCUCGGAUGUGGACAUUUUCCAAGUUGCCCCAACCAUUGCAAAUGAAGUAGAGGGUGUGCAGGGCGAUGAUAAACAUAUACUAAGACCGGAUGUGUAUGAGUAUCCACAACGGAACCAAAGCCUGCUGGACGAGAGCAACGUGCUGGUCCUGGUCUUCCUCAUCCUGGGCUGGAUCCUCUUCACGUUCUGCGGGAUGGUGGUCCUGUACCAGUGCUACAACCAGCAUCAUAAGGGUAUCUAUCAACCUCCCACCAGUGAUGAUAGCAUCUUGAGUGCAAGAAUGAAGACCAAGGAGCAGAAAGACCUCCUCUCUACCCAAAACCAGAAUGGAAAGGUGGGCAAUGGCAUCCCAAUGGAGGUCCCGUGGUCGCCCCCCUCCCGUGCCACCCACACCCCUGCAGGCCGGGAGAGAGACUCUCUUGGACCAGUCAACGGCCACAGCUUACCUAGACGACCCGUGCCAGUCCCUACACCCAUGGUUCCACCGGCCUACCGCUCCCCCGUCUCCUUCGCUCAGACGGUAGGCUCCCUGCCCAGCCCCGCCCGCAUCAACAAAUACAAAAACAACACCAGCACUUUUAACAGCCUUGACAGGCACAGGACACCACAAAUCCACAAUCUGUAUGUGGACCACCCGCGUAGUCACGCCAAUGAACCUUAUUACAGCGGGCGGAUCAUGACGGCGGAGGAUAGGAGACCAUCGGGUGCUUCGGACAGUGAGAUGUACGAUGAUGAUGUGUGGCAGCCCAGGAUGGCCGGUGAGGAGCUGGUAUGACUAUUAGACCACCGUCAGGGUCAACCCAACGGAGAGCAUCCUCAACGGACCCAGUCUAACGAAGAGCUGGGAGAUUUAUCUCUCUGAAAAAGACUUGUAGCAGUACUCUGUGUGAUUGAAGCACUCAUUCCUCGAUGGAACAAGCCAUAAACAUUGUGA
Messenger RNA from Strongylocentrotus purpuratus (purple sea urchin), 3370 nucleotides. RefSeq names its product flagellasialin. Bases 461 to 3211 code for a protein of 916 amino acids. NCBI's taxonomy places the organism in Eukaryota, Metazoa, Echinodermata, Echinoidea, Camarodonta, Strongylocentrotidae. The record is from RefSeq and is a predicted model, not a curated record. Gene Ontology annotation, biological process: semaphorin-plexin signaling pathway; axon guidance; positive regulation of cell migration. The transcript is spliced from 21 exons. Gene Ontology annotation, molecular function: chemorepellent activity; semaphorin receptor binding.